AAUCUAAAUUUAGUACCCACCUGCAUUGUUAUAGAAAAACCUUAAACGACCGUAUUUAAUCGUAUUUAUAUAAGAUUAUUCCUUAAUUGAGCGUUGCAGAACAAAUGUGCAUAUUACGAACUUAUUUAAGGUUCCGGAGAAGAUCCGAUUAGUCUAUAAUGUUGCAUAUGAUCAAUUACAAUUAUUAAUUGAAGUUUGAAAACACGCGAGUGGGUGCCCAGCGCAGCCACGUGAUAACAUAAUAAAGUACAAAUUAAACUGUACCAGCGGCCAGCUGAUAGGCAGUAACAAAACUAGAGUCGCAGGCAGUAGCCGCCGCGCACACGCAAUCCGCCGCCGCACGCGCUAGCGAACACCCGCCGACCACGACCGAUACGUGCUACCUGUGAUAACACCAUAUAAUACGCAUAUUUAAAUAUUAAAAAUAAUUCUAUAUACUCAAAUAAAUAUAAAUAUAAAUAAAAUAAUUUACAGUUUAAACUAUGUUAAUAAACAAAUGAACAAAGUGGUAAACGGUUUUCAAAAUGACGUUACGGGUCGAAGUGCCCGGAGACAAGAUCGUGAGUGUGGAACCAUGCAAGUGCAACAAACAAUUCGGCGCCGAGGUCAAAAACGAGACGGGGUUGAGCAAAAGACUGAAAAAAUUCCUCAAAGAGUCCUGGGCUUUUAGAUCGAAAGUUACAGUGGAACCUUUUGUUGUUUGUUACGUGCUACCGAGUGUGCUCGCCGGGUUAGCCGUUCAGAAUUUGUGCUUAGAAAAAUCAUGUCUAGUAAAUCUACAUUACGACGAGCGGACCUGCACGCAUAUAAUGCAGGGGCGCACGCUCAAUUAUACGGAACAAGAGAAAAGUGUGCAAACUAUGGUCGCGUCAAUGACCGCUUGGAGUUUUCCACUUCAGACAGCCCUACCAGGUAUCCUAGCUCUGUUCGUAGGCGCAUGGAGCGAUCGAACGGGAAACCGAAAGGCGUUCAUGGUGCUGCCUAUCUUAGGGAAGUUGAUAUCUGCGAUUGGGAUAAUACUAAGCACGGUGUUCUUCCUACAAGUAGGGGUGAACGAGACGGCGCUGAUCGAAGGCCUGCCACCGGCGCUGGCGGGCGGCCGCGUCGCCAUGACCAUGGCUGUGUACAGUUACAUAACGGACAUCACGACUGACUCCGAAAGGACUUUCCGGCUAGGGAUCAUAACGGCUAUCCUAACUCUCAGCAGGCCCAUCGGGCUUGCACUUAGUGGAAUAAUGACGCGACGUUUCGGUUACUACGGUGUUUUCAUGGUAGCGUGCAUGUUCUAUUUGUUCGGAUUUGUAUACAUCGUCAUAAGACUCAAAGAAAAGACUAAAAAGACAAAAGAAGUCGAGAGCGAUAAGACGACGAGUAUACUAUCGGUGAUUUCUGUAAAGGAUCUAGUGGCGACUGUGAAUGUGGCGUUCAAAGUGCGACAGGGGUCGCGCAGGCUCCAAAUUAUACUUAUCAUGUUUGCAUACAUGUUCAUCGUUGGACCAGUCUUAGGUGAAGCGCAGAUGACGUACUGGUUCACUCGGUACAAGUUCAAGUUCACCGAGGUCGACUACAGCUUGUUUCUUACGUACUCCGUCCUUGUUGGAAGCGUUGGUUCCUUCAUAACAAUAUAUUUGUUCAGCAAAAGAUGGAAGAUAGAGGACAGCAUUAUCGGCAUCGUAGCGUGUCUGAGCAGGAUAGCGGCUGCAGUGGUGUAUGCGAUGGCGCCGUCCCGCACGGUGUACUUCUUGGGACCGGUCUUGGACAUGUUCAGCUCAGCUGGUGCCACAUCCCUGAGAUCUAUUGCUACCAAAUUGGUGAAUAAUGAUGAAGUUGGUAAAACAAGCUCUCUAAUCAGUAUAUCGGAGGCUCUGGUGCCCGUCAUCUAUUCGCCGGUGUACAGCAAGGUGUACCUCUCGACCCUGUCCACGAUGCCCGGCGCCUUCUACCUCAUCAGCGCUGCGCUUGCCGUUCCUGCCAUAGCCAUAUUAAUAUCCCUCUGCAGUCUUCGCAGAAAGGAUGAGCGCGACUUUCCCGCGCCCGAAGUUAAACCGAAGGAAAAUGAAAUCACUCGUUUUUGAUAAAUAUUUAUUAUUGUUAAGUGUUUAUUUUUAUUACAGUUAUGCGAAAAAUCUCAAUAAAAUUAAGGUUUGUAUAGAAUCGUGUGUAUUUAAUUAUUCACCCACCUCUAUCGA
Molecule: messenger RNA, 2189 nt
Organism: Trichoplusia ni (cabbage looper)
Lineage: Eukaryota; Metazoa; Arthropoda; Insecta; Lepidoptera; Noctuidae
Product: proton-coupled folate transporter-like
Exons: 5
Coding region: 525-2075 (516 amino acids)
Biological process (GO): transmembrane transport
Cellular component (GO): membrane
Molecular function (GO): transmembrane transporter activity
Source: RefSeq, a predicted model, not a curated record